UGCACAAGGCGAGAUUGGAAAAUCAUUUGCACCGUACACCAUUAAACAAGCAUGACGAAGAAACGGAAGCGUAGUGGUUCUUUAACUGAUGCAGACGCGAGUAAAGUCAAGUCUGUGGCUGUGGAGUUCACUGGGACUCUGUUUAAAAACCAGUUGAAACGUCCAGAAGGAGUGGAGAAAGGUUUGGUGACCUUUAUUUCUAUAGCCAAACAGUUACCCUGCUCUGGACUGUAUGAUGUUGUGGAAGGGUACAUAAAAAUUUCAGCUGAAUGUGCAGAAUUUUUUAAGCUGCUUGAUGGAGAAAACUUGACAGAAAAGGAGAGGAUUUUAAUUUUCCAAGCCUUGGAGGCCAUUUUGCUGCGAACUGCCAGUGAUCUUACCCAUUUUAGUUCAGUGGGGAUGAACAUAGUGAAGAAAGUGCUGUAUGGUUACAUGAAGUUAAUAUACUCAGCACUCUUCUCAGCAAGUCACAGAUGUACCAAAGCAUGCCUUCACUUAUUGUCUGCAAUGGUAAGCCAAGGUCCAGAAGCUGCACGAAAUUUCUUCAGUCACUUUGAUUUCAACAACAAAUUCCUCCCAGACUUAUUAAAAAUCAGAGAUAUAACAGGGAAGCCUGAUGUUCGUAUGGCUUAUAUCCAGUUUGCAAUUUCGUUUCUGAUUGCUGGCGACAACAACACAAUUAGCCAAGUCCUGGAGUUAAAAGAUUUUAUUGCAGAUAUAUUCACUUCUGGACUAAAAGAAGAUCAUAUUUCUGUCAUAAAUUUACUUCUAUCAACUUUUAAAGCAAAGGUUGUGCAAAAUAAAGCCAUAAGUAAAACACAGAAGGUUCGCUUAUUCUCAGUAGGAGUUUUGAGUCAGAUUGCUACAUUAUAUCGCUGGAGUGGAACAGUUGAUGUUCAGGUCGAUACUGGGAAGGAAGGUCAAGAUUCAACGAUAGCUGGAAAGGAUCUGGUUCGAGAACUUGUGCACAAUUUCUUGAUUGAUCUCUGCUGCUCACUUAAAUAUGGCAUAAAUUUUUAUGAUUCUAGUCUGGGUACAGCAAAAAGGGGAGGGAAUGUGGUGCUGCUGAGGUUCCUGCUUGGCUUAAAAACAGCGACAGAAGAUGAGCUAGUGGCUGACCUCAUCGUGAACAUCCUUAAAGUGUGUCCUGAUUUAUUGAACAGAUUCUUCAAAGAAACACAGUAUUCCUUUGUCCCCAGACUUAAGACAGUUUGGCUAGACAAUAUGAAAUUGCUUCGAAAGAUCUAUGAAGCUCAGCCAGAAGUUUCCAAGGCUUUCCAGACAAAGGAAUACAUCCCAAUUUCUCGCCUUCUGUCUAUGGUGAUGGUUACAACAGUACCUCCAGUGGCAACUAAAACCAUGUUUAUUCAAGGAAUCAAUUUUGCAAAUAAAGUAGUUCAACAGACAACUUUAUCUCUGCUAGCAUUUGUUCUGAAGAGGGCUCUGAAGAAUAUUGAGCAUUGUCUGAAUGAGGAACUGUGGCAACACUCUGAAAUUUACACUCCCAGUGCAAUGGAGGACUUUGCACAGCAGUUCAGAGAAAUCCUCUGCAAGCAUUUGCCGGACAUGAAUAGCAUUGUAGCUACUUGGCAAUCACUUUUAAAAAAUGAAAAUAAAGAUGGAAAGCAAGGACAGGAAGAUGACAACAACAAAAAAAAUGAAACUGUAGUCAUGGAGACUUCAGAUGUUACAGAAGAUCAUGCUGGUGAUGAUGUUGGAACCACUAUUGUAAAGGCAAUGGUACUCCAGGUUAUGUGUCUUUACCAGAAAGUGGUCCCUCAUGUGGUUUCACAGUGUGCAUUUGAUUUCAGUAAAUUACUUAAAGGUAUUGUGAGUGAAAAGGGGGUAAAAGAAGAAGUUGCUCCAGUCCUACAGCAUUGCAUUCUGCAGCUGGCUCUGGAGCUGCCUUCCAAUAAGUUUGCCUGGUUCAGGUUUCAGGAUAUUGCAAACACAGAUAAAAAUACUGGAGAAAAGUCAGUAUUUUAUUUGUUGCUUAAAAUGUACGUGACCUGUAAGAGCUCUCAUCUGAAAACAUCAACAAAACAGCUUAUAAUAAAGGUAUUACGGGACACUGGAAUUUUUGAAUAUACUUGGAAUGAAUUAGAAUUGUGGAUGAAAGGCCUUCAUUCUGUUUCACAAUCAGAACAAGAAAUUGUCAUUCUGUUUCUUGAAAGAGUUUUGAUAAAGUUAAUACAAAACCCACAUCCUUACACUGACCAGAUUUCAGAAGCAAUACAAGAAGCAAUUACACUGCAAGCACAGCUUGAUGGGCAGGACUUGGAUGCUGUUAGUUUGCCCAUUUCAAAUAUUGAUGAUGUGCUGGAUAUGGUGGACAUUAUUAUGGACACUAGUGAAGGUCUGAAUGAUGAGGAUGGGUUUACUUUAAGUGAGGAUGUGAUUACACAGACAUUUCCUUUCAGUGCAGUGGUCACAGCUGCUUUGGAAGCCAGGAACAAAAUGGUCUUGGGAAACAGUAAUGGAGCAGAUGCUGUUUUACAGUACCUUAUUGCUACUCUUACUGAUGUUCUACAUGUACAACAAGAUCCCUUGGCUUUGUGUCUAGUAUUACAGAUGUAUGACAAAGAACUGAAUUCAUUUACUGAAAAUCAAAGUUUAGUCAAAAAUAUUUUGCAGUUUUAUUCUUAUUACAAUCUUUGGAUCCCACAGCAAGCUAAGGAGACACUGUUUGAACGAUUUGGUACGGAAAGUACACAUUCUCUUCCAUUGAAGGGAACUUCCUUCUGCAGUCUCCUGAUGAGAGCAUAUGAAAUGGGGGUCAGCAUCCUCCUCAGUGAUGAUGUUAAAGGGAAUUUGAAACAGGCAGUCACACAAUUGCACCUGUGUGAGCUCGUUCUGGCUGUGAAGCAAGUGAUGCUGUAUACCCGAAUGUCUGUGGCAAACUUUAACAAAUUGGGAAGAAGCACUGGCUUAGGACUGAUUGAAUUAUGUAUUGAUCUCUUGAAGUCACUGCUACAUAAAUGUGAACAGUCUGAAGAUAUUAUUGAAGAGAAAUUAGAAAAGCAAGAAAAUGAGCUUUUCAUUGACUUUAAUUCUGACACAGAUGAACUGACAAAAGAGCAGUUCCCUGCUGCAGAUAUUGAUUCCUUGCAGGUUCUGGAGAGCAUGUUAUCAACAGUUUUUAAACACCCAACACUGGAGCAGUGGUUUAUGGCUUUGGAAUUACAAGCUUCACCAACACACAGUCUUAACCCUAUCAGCUUCAAAAUGUUGUCAGCUCAACUUAGCUCAGGCACCCUAAGCCUCCUCGGACUAAGUGUCCCAUUUUUGCAGAGACUUGGUCGCAUGGAUAUAGUGUUAACUUAUUUUAAAGCUAUAGAGGAAAGUGUUUUGAAGGAAAUUGAAAUGAAAAAGUUAUCUACACCUAAAUCAACAGUAGUGAGUAAAAAAACCUUGUCUUUAGAAGCCCUGGAAAAUUUAAACAACUAUAUGGAUAUAAAUUCGCUCAAAAAUAUUGUGACAUCAAUAUUGGAACUUCCAGAAGGAUGUCUAGCUCUUGAAAGUAAACCUGACGAAGAGGGUGAUGGAGUGAAACAGCUGAGCUUUUAUGGAAAGGCUUUGGUAAAAAUCCUCACAGAAAAUCACCAGAAGACUCCAGACAGAGAUGAUCUAUUAUUAUCAUGUGACCAUUUCAGUGCUGUUGGAACACUUUUACAAUAUUCUAACUGUGAAGAGUUGGAGAAGGUGGUUCUACGAGUUCUAGUGAAAGAGCUAGUAUUCGCACAGGCCGUGAGGCCAGAUAUGUUUCUUGAUUGUUUGAAUCACAUGACUGAAGAUUCCCUUUCAAUUUGCAAAUUUCUUAUUCAGCACAACAAGACCAGCCUUUUACAGUUUGAGCUUUGGUGCUUAGAACCAGGCAGAGUGAAACAUCUUCGGAAAAAUAUGAAUGCUUACCUUUCACUUCUUAGCACAUAUCUAGAGUGCCAAGAAAAGAGUAAAUAUACACGACCAGAGAGAGUCUUUGCAGAUGUCAUCAGGGUUAUUAAGAAUACCAUGUGGACAAGGCUGUUAAGCAAAAUUGCAUCAGAUGAUCCAUCCACUGAACUUGAUUCACAGAUGAAAGUAUUUACUAGAUUAGUGCAACAGUUGCCAUCAUCACGUGAAGAUGUUGCAGGUAUUAUGGAACAACUUCCUGCAGUACUGGAGAAAACAGCAACUUUAUCAAGGUGGACUUUAGCAGAUGCAAUAACAAAUGUACUGGAGGAAUACCCUGAGGACAAACAAUCUUGGAGGAAAUCCCUACUGAAGGCUUGCAUCCGAUGGUUAGUGUCCAACUAUAGCAGCUGCAAGGUGCAGGAAGAGAAUAUGAAGGAGACUGAAAUGGCACUGCUGGGGAGAUUGCAGGAAUUACUGAUUUCAGUUGGUGAGGUCAGUUCAGAUGAUUGGAACAGUUUUGUAAAGAAUGGGCUUAAAUAUCGCUAUACAGAUCUGGGAUUUUUAGAAGCCCUCCUGAAAUUAAUACCAGUAUUGUAUGAGAAAGAAGAGCUGGCUCAAAACUUGGUGUCACUUCCUAUGGUUCACAUGAUGGUAACAAAUCAUUCUUUGUUUCUGCCAACCAUGCUGAAAAGCAGCGAGGAUUCAGAUGAAAAUUCAAGAAUAAAAGAUGCUGUAAUUGAUGUGUUACUAAUCUUGGUCAGACACUGUCCAUCAGUGUGCAACAGGAACCAUUUUCCUGUAUUGCUGGGAGCAUAUGGAGCAACACUCAGCAUCACAGAUCAGAAACUGCUGCUGCUCCUACAGUCCUAUGAGAAAAACAACGUUAGCCUUGCUGAGUUCAGAUUGCUAUUUUGGGGCCCAGCCGCUGUUGAACAUCAGAAGACUCGCAAGAGCUUAGGGAAGACCCUGUGGCAACAACCAACCAUGGAAGAAAUUCUAUCAUUGCUGGACAGAGAGAAAAUGUUCCAGACCAUCAUUAACUUUCCUCAACAUAGGCAUAUGUUGCCUGAGGAAGGAAAGGAGAUGCUGUUGAAAGAGUACUGUGUUAAUAUCUAUGACCCUUGCUUCUUGCUACCUCUCUUCAGUGGAUUAAUUACACCAGAGAGUGUGGUCAACUGCUACAUGUUCGUGGACGUUAAUGCUUUUGGAAUAACUGUGGCAUCUCUUAGCAGUUAUGAUCCUAAAAUUAGAGCUGCUGCUUAUCACAUCCUGAGCAAUUACCGCACGCAAAUCGAGGCUGUUCGUUUUAAGGGGAGGCGGCAACUGAUGUAUUUGUUGGAUGUUGUGAAAAAUGGGAUCCGAGAACCUAAUGCCAGGUUAACCUUUUGCUUGGCAUUUUAUAUUGCUCAAGUUGCUCAACUGAUGCUGAAACCAGAGGAGCACAUGUAUGUGAAGAUUAACCAUUUCCUUCUGGCGCAUCAAUAUUUGGACUUAAGUAAAGUGCCUGGAUUUUUCAGGCUUUUCUACAGCUUUAAUGCGGAGCACAAGUUUGAACGUGAAUGGAUCCUCGACAUCCUUGUCAAUAGUUUAAAGGACAAGCAUUGCUUUGAGAUUUGCGACCGUCAGAAAAUAAUCCAUGUUCUCUUAGGCUUCUUUAACAGUCCAUUGUGUGAUGAGAGAACAGAGUAUCAGAUUAUGCAGAUUUUGUUACGUGCAGCACACAUUACAAAAGCAGCAUACCAACUGAUCAGAGACCACAACCUACUGACUUGGAUAUCGCACAUCUUGCAGAGAAGGACUUUAGAAAACAGACUGCUCUCUGACUUAGUUUCACUCCUCUAUACCUUGUGGUUCACUAACCUGGGAAACAAAGAAACGACUCAGAAGUUUCUACCUUUACCACUGAUAAAUGAAUUUCUGUUUGUUUUCUCUCUUCUGAUACAACAUAUCUGGAUAAAGAUGGAGAACAGAACAUUGUCAAAAUUUCUGCAAACAUUGAGUUCUGUUCUGCAACAUCGAUGUGAUGCUUUUGAUGACUACAAGGAGAAAGGGUGGAUUGUUCUAAAUGAAAAAGUUCUGUCUUACACAGAGGUCUUGUUAUUGUUACAUAAGUGGAGUGUUGUAGGAAAGGAGUCCCAUGUGCAGGAAUCCUUACAAAAUCUGGCUCACAAAUAUAAUGUUAAGGAAUUGCAGAAAGUUAUUAAAGAGAAGAACAAAGCUAAAGGAUUUGGUUGGGGAGCAACUCGGAGUGGCAGAAAAAAGAGAGAGGAGAUGCAAGACGAUGCUGAAAAUGAAGCAGAUGAAUCUUGUUUAGAGGAAUGCAGAAUUUCUUUGAGGUCUAUAUUCAUUAACUGGGAUGCAGAACUCCCCAGUAAAACCACUGACCCCCAAGAAAGCGAAGAGGAAGAAGACAGUGCUGUUAAAGCAACCUUAUUUGUUGUAGCUCGAUGGGUGAUAAAGUCAGCACUUGAAAAUCCUAUUAGUGAUCCACAAACUUUCUCAUUAUUGGUAUGGCUUCAGAGAAAUCUCCUGCCACAUGCUGCUGUGACUCAAGAACUUUUGAAAGACAGUAUUUUACGGCGUCACCUACUACAGUUUUAUAGUAAAAUUACUAACAGUGUAAAUGGAGAUGACUUGACAGGGAACCAUUUUCACCUCUUCACCUGUAUCAUGUUUCAGCUGCUGGAGAUUCGAGGAUUGGCAGACAGCAAUAUAUACAAGAGUGUCAUCAAGGCAGUCUGUCUUCCUGCACUGAAAGGCCAGGAUCAUGAAAGAAAAGCCGCAGCACUGGCUCUUCUGUCUGACUACUUGUGGGAUUUGUGGCUUGGAGGUCAGAAUCCUCAGCUCUUACCAUCUCAUGUAGCCUUGAUCCUAGAAGCCACUGAAGUAACACAACGACUUGACAGGAAUCCAAAAGAAAACCAGAAGCCGACUGAUGCUCUUGUAUCUCUCUGUCGAGACAUCCAUUUCCUUACUGAAAGGCUAUAGUCAGAAAACUACCUCUUUAGUUACACUUUCAAAUUCACAUUUUAUUUUGUUAAAAGGUUGGAAAAUGUAUGGUCAUGUAAUUGAAUAUUUUCAGCAUUGUCAAGAUGUGUGUUAUUUUGGAUACUAAUCUGUCAGCAUUGAAGAUGCUUUUUAAAAAAUUAUUUUUAUUAAAUGUUUUAAAUAAAUUA
Mobula hypostoma (lesser devil ray) is the source of this 7070-nucleotide messenger RNA. It is a transcript of the gene urb1, whose product is annotated as URB1 ribosome biogenesis homolog. Gene Ontology annotation, cellular component: nucleolus. The transcript is spliced from 40 exons. Lineage: Eukaryota; Metazoa; Chordata; Chondrichthyes; Myliobatiformes; Myliobatidae. The coding region runs from base 52 to 6882 and encodes 2276 amino acids. Gene Ontology annotation, biological process: maturation of 5.8S rRNA from tricistronic rRNA transcript (SSU-rRNA, 5.8S rRNA, LSU-rRNA); maturation of LSU-rRNA from tricistronic rRNA transcript (SSU-rRNA, 5.8S rRNA, LSU-rRNA). The record is from RefSeq and is a predicted model, not a curated record.